AGCAUCAGUCCGCUGCGUGAACGAGCGGCUCGUCCCCGCGUGUCUUCACUGCGUUCAUCCCGCGAGGAGCCCGCAGGUGAGCCGACACGGACCGAACCGGACCGGGAGGGAUUAACACACCGAGGGACAAAGGACAGAGUCCGGUUCAACAACAACAACAACAACAACAACAACGACGACGACGAGCUUCAUCGUGAAAUAGCGGCUAACAAGCUGAUCUCGGAUGCUGAUGCUGUGUCUCCUCCCGCUGCUGUGGCUGCAGCCGACGGACGGCGAGGCCCCGAGGCGCGGCGGGCCGCGGCUGCAGCUCUCCCACUCAGAUCUGAGGAACGGCUCGGCCCUCUUCUGGGAGGGCGGAGUCAGCGGCGGCUACCGGGCCCUGCUAUUGGACGAGGAUGGAAGGUGGCUGCUGGUGGGGGGGAAGGACCACGUCUACCUGCUGAGGGCGGACGGCCCGGACCUCAAGGCGCACGCGCAGGUCCACUGGCCGGCCUCCACGGAGAACGUGCGGCGCUGCCAGCUCGCCGGCAAGAGUCUGCAGACGGACUGCGCCAACUUUGUGCGUCUGCUGCAGCCGCUCAACAAAACCCACGUGUACGCCUGUGGGACCGGAGCCUUCCACCCGCAGUGCGCCUACCUGCGCCUGGGCCCCUCCCCACAGGAGCCGUUGUCCCUACUGUCCCACACAGUGGAGUCCGGCAGAGGGAAAUGUCCCUUCAGUCCCACGCAGCCGUUCACCGCUCGAUUGACAGACGGUGAGCUCUACGCAGGGACCUCCGUGGACUUCAUGGGGGUCAACGCUGCCAUCUUCCGUUCUCCGGUCCGGGGCAGCAGUCACAAUCACAUCCGGACCGAAGCCAACGACCAGAACUGGCUCAACGAGCCCGACUUCGUGGGCUCCUUCUCCAUCCCCGACACCCACAGCCCGGACGACGACAAGAUCUACUUGUUCUUCAGGGAGCGGGCGGCGGAGGCCGGCCAGUGGGACCAGCGGGUUUACAGCCGCGUGGCUCGAGUCUGCAAGAACGACGUCGGAGGGAAGCGGAGUCUCAUCAACCGCUGGACCACCUUCCUCAAGGCCCGACUGGUCUGCUCCGUCCCCGGCCCGUCCGGGGUCGACACGCACUUUGACGAGCUUGAGGACAUCUUUGUUCUGGAGACCAAGGACCCUCAGAACCCGGCCGUCUACGGCAUCUUCAGCACCUCUAGCUCGGUGUUUCCCGGCUCGGCAGUGUGCGCAUACUCGAUGGCGUCCAUCCGAGCGGCUUUCAGCGGGCCCUUCGCCCACAAGGAGGGCCCCGACUACCGCUGGGUGGAGUACAAGGGCCGCAUCCCGUACCCGAGGCCCGGCACGUGUCCCAGCGAGACGUACGACGCGCUGCACAAGUCCACCCGGGACUUCCCCGACGAGCUGGUGAGCUUCAUGCGGCAGCACCAGCUGAUGUGGGAGGCCGUGCUGCCCCUGGGGGGGCGGCCUGUGCUGACCCGGGUCAACGCCCCCUCCGCCCUGAGGAGGCUGGUGGUGGACCGGGUGGAGGCUGAGGACGGCCCGUACGACGUCCUGCACCUGGGCACAGAUGAUGGGAAGGUGCUGAAGGCGGUGUCGUUUGUCAAAGACAGCCUGGACAUGGAGGAGAUCAUCCUGGAGGAGCUGACUAUCUUCAAGAGUCAGACUCCCAUCCUGAGCAUGCAGCUGUCCACCAAGAGACAACAGCUGUUUGUGUCCAGUGAGGAGGGGGUUGCCCAGCUGGGGCUCCAGAGGUGUAAUCUGUACGGGUCCGACUGUGCCGAGUGCUGCCUGGCCAGAGACCCCUACUGCUCCUGGGACGGCCAGACCUGCUCCACCUACUUCCCCUCCACCAGGAGGCGGGCUCGGAGACAGGAUGUAAAGCACGGAGACCCCUGGAGCCAGUGUCCCGUCACCGAGGACAACCUGGACUCUGCGGAGGUGAAGCCGGUGUUCGCCGUGGAGGGAAACGCCACCUUCCUGGAGUGCGUCCCUCGCUCGCCGCAGGCGGCGCUCCGCUGGACGCUGAAGCCCGCCGAGGACCAGGAGCUCCGAGAGCUCCCUCAGAGCGGCGAGGACGGCCGCUUCCUCCACACCGGGCGGGGGCUGCUGGUCCAACGCCUGCAGGCGGCCGACUCGGGCCUCUACACCUGCGCCGGCCACGAGCACUCCUACCGCCAGGUGCUGGCCCGCUACCGCGUCCACGUCAUCCCCAGCCGCGGCCUGCGCCGCCCGCCGGACCCCCCGGCUCCGGGUCUGUGGAACUCCUGGCCCCCCCAGCAGCUUCCGCCCAAGAGCUACAAGGACUUGCGGCGGCUGGGCGUGGAGCAGGACUGCGAGCAGCUGUGGCACCGAGAGAAGCGGCGGCAGCAGAAGCUGCGCAGCCUGAAGCUGAGGCAGGAGAGCCAGAAGGCCCGGGUGAGGAGGAACAACCCCCCGCAGGCUGCGCUCUGGUCCACGGGGGGGUCGCUGGUCCGCAACGAGGAAAAGUUUCCCCCACAAAGAGAGCAAUAACGCCCUCCCGGGAAAAAAUGACUUUACUUUGUCCUCAUCCAAAAUAUUUUGCCAUUUAGACACAAAAAUGAUGAACAAGUUCAUUCUAAAUUUAGAAUAUUGCAUUUGUAUUGUGCAUUUCUGUUUAAAAUAGCUUCAGUUAACACAGAAGAGAGCAAGGCAAUGUUACGCUAUGAACGCUGUCAACAUAUUCACCUCCUUAUCAUGGAAGCUCACGCUGUCUGGGCUCUCUUUAAGAAGCCAGACUCCAUUGGUAAAAAUUGGGAUUUGACCUCUGAACUCAGGAGCUGCUGCUCUGAUCAACCGGUUUGUUUGAAUCAUUGAGUGGCUUUGGUGUUUUAAGGGUUUGUUCACAAACAGCAUGAACUCACGAGGCGACAGAGGCGGCGUUGCAAAACAUCACAACAAAAACUAGUACUUGUAAUAUUUUCUUUUCCUUGAAUGUUAUGGAUUUCGGCCACAAGUCAACCAUCCUUUUUUUCUGUAUAAACAAUAUAUUUCAACCUGAAGAUGGCACCAGAUUGAAGAUGUAUCAGGACCUCACGCACAAUGCAGACAGCAAUAUGUAAACUAUAUAUAUUUACAUAUAUCACACCGAUGUUACGAGCCAGUUAUGUAAAGCUUAUGAAGUCUGCAGUGGAACUAAUAGUUAUUAUUCACACCCAUAUGUAUUAAAUAACUAUUUUUUAAUAGUAUUCUUACUUUGUUUGUUCAGAUGAACUUGUAUGUUUUUUUACUUACAAUAUUAAUAAAAUUGUCUUCAUGUGAAUAAGCCCCCAAAGGUUGUAUAUAAUAAAAAAAAUGAAAACAUU
Gasterosteus aculeatus aculeatus (three-spined stickleback) is the source of this 3333-nucleotide messenger RNA. The record is from RefSeq and is a predicted model, not a curated record. NCBI's taxonomy places the organism in Eukaryota, Metazoa, Chordata, Actinopteri, Perciformes, Gasterosteidae.